Molecule: messenger RNA, 610 nt
Organism: Lontra canadensis (Northern American river otter)
Lineage: Eukaryota; Metazoa; Chordata; Mammalia; Carnivora; Mustelidae
Gene: CIB4
Product: calcium and integrin binding family member 4
Exons: 7
Coding region: 21-578 (185 amino acids)
Molecular function (GO): calcium ion binding
Source: RefSeq, a predicted model, not a curated record
GAGAGAAGCGUGGGGUUGGCAUGGGGCAAUGUUUGAGGCAUCAGAUGCACUGGGAGGACUUGGAAGAAUACCAGGCCCUGACCUUCCUGACCAGAAAUGAGAUCCUGUGCAUCCAUGACACCUUCCUGAAGCUCUGUCCCCCUGGGAAGUACUACAAGGAGGCAACACUGACCACAGACCAGGUCAGCUCCCUGCCAGCCCUGAGGGUCAACCCUUUCAGAGACCGAAUCUGCAAAGUGUUCUCCCACAACGAUAUGUUCUCCUUUGAGGAUGUGCUGGGCAUGGCAUCUGUGUUCAGUGAGCAGGCCUGCCCCAGCCUGAAGAUCGAGUAUGCCUUUCGCAUCUAUGACUUUAACGAGAAUGGCUUCAUCGAUGAGGAGGACCUGCAGAGGAUUGUCCUCCGACUGCUCAACAGCGACGACGUGUCUGAGGACCUGCUGGCUGACCUCACAAGCCACGUCCUGAGUGAGUCAGAUCUAGACAACGACAACAUGCUAUCUUUCUCGGAGUUUGAACAUGCGAUGGCCAAGUCUCCAGACUUCAUGAACUCCUUUCGGAUUCACUUCUGGGGAUUUUGAUAUGGCCAUAUCUGAUCUGGCGGCUUCAAGGA